This is a messenger RNA of Ailuropoda melanoleuca (giant panda), 2001 nucleotides long. It is a transcript of the gene UBE2L3, whose product is annotated as ubiquitin conjugating enzyme E2 L3. Bases 16 to 678 code for a protein of 220 amino acids. Lineage: Eukaryota; Metazoa; Chordata; Mammalia; Carnivora; Ursidae. The transcript is spliced from 5 exons. The record is from RefSeq and is a predicted model, not a curated record.
UUUGCUUCUCUGUCUAUGGCGUCCAUGACUUCUCUAGGUUUCAGGCCCUCUCACUUACACAGUCAUUUCUCCAGCACCCUGGUGGCACACAGUAGGCACUUUGCACUUCGGGGAGCGCUCCGCCCGCCCCUCCCCCGCUCCAGGAAGUGCGGGGGCUCCAGCCGCCGGGCGGGCCGCGAUGCAUUCUGGGAAAGCAGCAGCACCAGAUCCAAGAUGGCGGCCAGCAGGAGGCUGAUGAAGGAGCUUGAAGAAAUCCGCAAAUGUGGAAUGAAAAACUUCCGUAACAUCCAGGUUGAUGAAGCUAAUUUAUUGACUUGGCAAGGGCUUAUUGUUCCUGACAACCCUCCAUAUGAUAAGGGGGCCUUCAGAAUCGAAAUCAACUUUCCAGCAGAGUACCCAUUCAAACCACCGAAGAUCACAUUUAAAACAAAGAUCUAUCACCCGAACAUCGAUGAAAAGGGGCAGGUCUGUCUGCCAGUAAUUAGUGCUGAAAACUGGAAGCCAGCAACCAAAACCGACCAAGUAAUCCAGUCCCUCAUAGCACUGGUGAACGACCCCCAGCCCGAGCACCCACUUCGGGCUGACCUAGCUGAAGAAUACUCUAAGGACCGUAAAAAAUUCUGUAAGAACGCUGAAGAGUUUACAAAGAAAUACGGGGAGAAGCGACCUGUGGACUAAACUCUGCCGCGACCGAUUCCAGCGAGUGUGAGCGGAGACCCCGAGCAGUGAAGACAUCCCGCAAAACAGGACUCUGUGGAAAAUUGACACGUGCCACCGCCUGGCGUUUGCUUGUGGCAGAUACUAACUUUCUACAGUUUUCUUAAUCAAAAGUGGUCUAGGUAACCUGUAAAGAAAGGAUUAAAAAUUUAAGAUGUUCUAGUUCUGCUUUCUUUGUUUUAAAAAUCACUGCUUCAAUCUACUUUAAAAGAAUGGUGUUUCUUUUCUUGUCCAAAUUGAUCCAGAACCUUCAAUUUACAUUUAGCCCUUAAGGUUAAGGGGGGAAAAAAAAGGUUGCAGCUCCCUUUCUUCCCCUGCCCUUGCAACUCCCACUUUCUUGCAUUUGGUUUAUUUUUCACUCAUUCACUUCCCCCAGACCCAGGGCUAUCUCCUCCGCAAAGGAGAAGAGACUGCUCCUGGCAAUUCUGGUGGCUUCUCUACUCCCAUGUUGCACUACCCUGUGUGGGAGUUGGUUCAAAUUCUCCUGGCUCCAAUUUAUAACCUCCUUUAAAAAAAAAUUAAAAACAAGCAAACCACCAGUCACCACCCCACCACCUCCCCCUCACCACCAAAAACAACAAACAAAUAGCAAAAAAAAAAAAAAAACCAGCCAUGAAAAGGGAGGCCCAGUUCUUAUGUAGAAAUCUGGCUGGUGUUACCAUAACAACAUUGAUUAAAUGGGCGAACCCUGAUGUCCUCGUGCGUGACUGAACUUCAGCCUGGCCUGGCCUGCUUGGGGAAACCCAGGUCUAUGGCAACUCCAGGGGAGGGCCUGCCAACCAGAGGACGCUGUGUACUUGUGUGAGGAAUUUCUCGCCAGAGAAGCUCCUGAGGCCAAAGGUUGGCGCUCCUCCCUGCAGCCACUGUAGAAGACGUGCUGGUCAUUGCAGACAGCGCUGAAGCCAGAAUGUCCAUGUGAAAUUCCACGCUCUCCUGUUCACCGAGCUCCAUCUGAAUGUGCCACGGAGCUCGCUCUCCCAGCUCCUCAGUGCAGCGCAGCCCCACUGCGACCCUCCCUCGGCACAGUUUGACCCUUUGCGGGGUUGGAAUUGGCGGGACUUGGCUAUAGCCAGCAGCAGUCAGGGGUUGCUGGCGCCCUGCUGGCCCCUUCCUUCGGAGCAGACGGCCAGCCCAGGAACAAGAUGGCCUUCCCUCUCCCUCUGGACUCACAGCCUUUGCAGAGUCAAGCUCCACUUGAAGCUCACUCAGUAAUAUCCUUUACAUGUGUUUUAUAUUGUUUUGACUGCCUUUUUUUGUAGAAAUAAAAAUUGACCUUAGAAUUGA